This is a messenger RNA of Exophiala aquamarina CBS 119918, 2328 nucleotides long. RefSeq lists its product as uncharacterized. Gene Ontology annotation, biological process: DNA-templated transcription; positive regulation of transcription by RNA polymerase II. Bases 1 to 2328 code for a protein of 775 amino acids. Gene Ontology annotation, molecular function: zinc ion binding; DNA-binding transcription factor activity, RNA polymerase II-specific; sequence-specific DNA binding. Lineage: Eukaryota; Fungi; Ascomycota; Eurotiomycetes; Chaetothyriales; Herpotrichiellaceae. The record is from RefSeq and is a predicted model, not a curated record. The transcript has 7 exons.
AUGGAUGAGGAUCUCCAGAGCCGAAGCACGGAGGGGAGUCCGACCCUCUCACGGGCAGCCAAGCGGCCGAGGACUACUCUUGCUUGCCAACGCUGUAAAUCACGCAAGCAGAAAUGUGAUGGCCGGGAGCCUUCGUGCUCACAGUGUGUCCGGGUGUCUGGAACAUGCCAGUAUGUCGCCUCAACGGUCCCCAGACCAACCGAGCAGCGAGCCUAUGUGAAGGCGCUUGAGAGCAGGGUUGCGGACCUCGAAGGCCGGCUUAAGCGAGCCGAACGAUCUGCCAACUCGGUCGAGUCACAAGAGUCCUACCGCUUGGGCGACUUGCCACGAGAGAGCUCUUUAUCAAGCACGAUCCGUGAUCUCAGCUUGAAUGCGAGUGGGUACAGCUAUCUUGGUGGGACAUCGAAUAUCACCAUUGCUCGCGUCCUGGAACCUGUCUUGCAUAUUGAUCGUUCCCAAGAAAGACCCCAUGAUGACACGAGACCGUACGCAUCUGAUGGGGAUCCACUGGUCACCCGAAACUUCUCGUCGAGCGACGACGAGGACGCGUUCGAUGUCGCGUCGUUCUCUGAUCCUUUGAUUGGAAAACUCUUUCGGGCCUACAUUGAAUACGUGUCCCUGAUAUUCCCUAUCAUGCAUUCACAGAGACUUCACAAUAUGCAUGAAAGGCGGGAUAAGCCCAACGGCCUCUUUGAAGUUGCCGUCCUACAUUUGAUGUAUGCUCUCGGUGGUAUUACGCUCACCUUGUCUGGCAACAAAGGAGACUUCAAGUCAGAAUAUCACUACGAAGCAGCCAUGGCUCAUAGAGCAAGAAUUACUCAAUGCAUUGAUAGAAGAGCCAUCAUCUAUCUCACGCUAGCAUCGCUCUACUGUUUACGCGCGCCGAGGAACCCUGGUCCAUGGACUAUGAUAGGAUUGGCUGUAAAACUGUGUAUAUCACUUGGCCUCCACCGAAAGUCAUGCACAUCAAGACUGAGCUUAGGUGCCGAGCUUGACAAGCGUCUUUUCUGGACUUGUUAUUGCCUCGACAGAGAUAUUAACCUCACCAUAGGCCGGCCUCCAUCAAUAUGUGAUCACGAUAUUGAUUGUCAGCUACCUUUGGAUGUUGACGAAGCUAGUGCCAAGCCGGAGGACUUCCAGGCAGCGAUGCGAAGGGGACCUGGUUUGGUGUCGAAACCACCGACGACUUUAUCCUAUUUUAUACAUAUGGUAGGCCUGAAGAGAAUAGCAUCAGAUAUCCAGCAUAGUGUCUACAGAGUGGAUAAGGCAGUCGAUUUCUCCGAUUCAAUAACCGAGGGCUUUCUUGCCCGACUCAAUACAUGGAAACAAGAUAUUCCUCCUGAGAGCCUUCCGAAUCCGGCUCCUGCACCUUCGGAUAGCCACUUUGAUACCCCGGCACGCCUUCAUUUGCGAGGCUCAUAUAUGAUUCAGUACUACUCGUGUAUCCGGCUGUUACUAUUUCCUCGGUUAAUGGACGAUACAUCAAUGGAUUCACGAUGCCUAAAAGUUGUUCUUGAGUCCUGCUCGGGUGUUUGCAGAUCCUUCAAACAAUUACAUCAACGAUCUACAUCUAUGUACUACUCUCCUCUGUUCACCAUGUCACUUUUCCUCGCCGGUCUGACUCUGAUAUAUUGCAUUUGGAAGUCUCCGGAGCAGGCCUUGAACAUGUCAACUACGAAUGCCCUGUCCGACUGCACAAUAAUGCUAUAUGUAAUGGCUGAAAGAUGGCCUUCGGCAGGAAGAUACCGGGAUACGUUCGAGCGUCUGAAGCAGCUAGUUCUAGGCCGAGAUACAGCCGGGGAAAACGACGAAGAGAAUAUCACACUCGAGUCAUCCAGCUUAAUCACAGCUGGAACCGGAUUGAGAGGAGCACCUAGCACCACCGACAACACUGAGUACGAUACCUCCAGACAGAUAACAAGAAACUCGAUCUCUAUUACAGAGCCAGGCGCGACAACGAGAGAUAGCUUCAGCGCCACAGGCUUUGUGAUACCAAACGUCAUUCGCAAUCUCGUCCGCGAACCCUUCCCACUAUGGGAGGGGGAAAGCUUUAACCUGAAUUUUGACGCGUUCAUGCAUCCCACCACAGACACUGGGCCCAUGAGCGGUAGCUCUCCUGGGGUUGGUGGCACUGGUUGCGGGGCAUAUGAUCUCGGCAAUAACACAGCAUCUUUCGAUUUCACUUUCUCCCCAACGGAAUUCGAUCAGCCUGUCGAUUAUGAUUUUGACCCUGUUGCCUUCGACUACUCUCCCACGGGCGUUCAGUUGAAUGAGUAUGGCGGCAUUUUGGAAGGAUUUUCAGGUCACCGACCUGGAACUCGUUUGUAA